Microplitis mediator is the source of this 10891-nucleotide messenger RNA. It is a transcript of the gene Rbp, whose product is annotated as RIMS-binding protein 3-like. The record is from RefSeq and is a predicted model, not a curated record. Gene Ontology annotation, biological process: neuromuscular synaptic transmission. The transcript has 17 exons. Gene Ontology annotation, molecular function: protein binding. NCBI's taxonomy places the organism in Eukaryota, Metazoa, Arthropoda, Insecta, Hymenoptera, Braconidae. The coding region runs from base 739 to 5703 and encodes 1654 amino acids.
AGCGGGGGUGGUAGUUAGUGAGAGCUUACAGUGGUAGGUGUCGCUUGACUACUCUCAACUCUCGUCUAUGCCUCUCGCGGGGGCCUCGGAGAGCUGGCUCUCGUCGAAAUCGUCGUCAUCGUCGUCGCCGUCGCCGUCGUUCUCAUUCCCGUCGUUAUCGCGCCCACCCACCACCGCCACCGCCGAGCAAUCCAAAACCAGCAGUAGCACCAGCAGCAGCCCUGCCUCACCGUGACCGAGCAGAGAUCACGGGGGCUGACUGAGUAGUCGUCACUCGAGAUGGUUGCCCAGUGAAAAAUAUUUAAAUACACGGGAUUUUCCCGAGAGCGAGUGUCUAAGUGAGGAUUUAACCAAGAUCGUGGAUUUAUUUUAAGUGGGUGUACAGCUAAGGAGGAUUUAAUAUACAUAAAGACAACCAAGUUUUAGAAUAAGUUUAAGUAACAGGAAAAAAAAUCUAAGAAGAAUACAAAGAAGAGGGAAAGGGAAAUAGAGAAUAAGAAUAAGCUCAAGUUUUAGGGGUUGAAUAAACGAAAAAUUACCAAGACAAAAAUUGAAACGUCCAAGACACUGACUAACGAGAAACUCCCUCGUUUUCUCUCUCGCCUCUCGCGGAAAGUUUUUCAUCACCAGCAGCAGCCCUGGCCUGCCACAAUCCCUUCGAUUCGGUUAUCCGCAACUUGCAAUUAAAAGCGCGCGAACGUCGCUCAUCAUCAGCCAAAGGGUGACGUGCUGUUCAAUAUGUCGUUCGGCACUUCGUAUACCUACAAAAUGUACAAGUGCUGUGGCGUUGGAGGUGGCGGGUCCACGUUACCCCAGGCCGUACAGCAUUUGGGUACUGGAGCUGCCAUCGCGGCCUCCGGGAGAGCCAUCAUGCAGGAUCCGGUGCUUGAAUCUAUUUUGGAGCAAAUGCGCGAGACGGAGGCUCGCAGGGCGGAUUUGGAACGACAGCAUGCCGAUGCACAGAACCAGUUGCGGGAAAAGCUAGCAGGCAGAUAUCAAGGACCGGAGUCUGUUGAGGCAUUGCAGUCCAAGAUACGUGAAUUGGAGAAAAAAACAGAGUUACAGAUGGUGAGGCACGAGGAAUUGUCAUUAGAGUUGACGAGUCUCAGGCGAGCACGCAGUCGUGGCCCGGGUUCAACAGCAACUUCCAGUAUUACUGGAACCACGUGGCCACCUUCAGGUUCGGAAAUCGACAGAAUGAUCGCCAAAAUUGAGCAAGACACUAGGUAUGGCCGGAUUCUUCAUGAGCUGGAUCACACGAGAGGUGUAACGACUCAGCAGCCAUCCUCAGGUCAGCGAAUCCUACGAUCAAGUGCUGAAAAUUUACCAAGCCUAAACCAGCAACACCAGCAUCCACCGCAUCCACACGCACUUGAGCUCGGUGAUCUUGGCGUAUCUCAUUACGUCGGAUCGCCCAUGCCCUUGACACCAAUGAUGCCUGGAUGUCCACCUCUUACACCCAAUGGACCACCAUAUCACUACAGCGAACCAAUCCCACCCGCCCCGUCGUCACUGACAACAAGCCAAUCUCAAUCAGCCUUUCAGCAGAAACUACAGCAGUAUCAUCAUCAACAUCAGACACACGUCGACAUGACUACUUCUCACCCUCAAACUAGUCUCACGUCCCAACAACAACAGCAGCAGCAGCAGCAAAAGCAACAAGCGCACACACAUUUUACAAGCAAUCAGUAUCAAGAAAGUUAUCCACAUACACACACGCAGUCUUAUCAACAGCCUCUGCAGCAACAAAAUCAGCAGCAGCAGCAGCAAACUCAUCAGUCACAGCUGCCUGUUUCGAGUACGUACCUGGGUUCCACUAGUCAGAGUGUCCUGCCCCAUUAUAGCCAACCCGGUGGUCAGACUGGGCAAACUUUUCUUAAUGGAACUCAACAGAGUACGAACUAUCCAAAUUUAACGCUGACAUCUCAUCCAAAUGGAACUUUCACGUCGGGAGUUGUGAGUAGUUAUGGUACGACGCAUCAGCUGGGUCAUCAUAAUUACUCAGUACCCCAGUCAAAUCUUACGCAAACGACACUUUCAUCAUUACCGCCGUAUUCGUCAUCGUCUUAUCACUCAGCCCUUAGUGUACUCCCAAGUGUAUCCCAAUCAGUGCUUCCCUACUCAAGCGUUCAAACCAGUUACUCUACAACUGGAUCAACUUACUCGACUGUCGGGACCAAUGCCUUUGGCACUUCUGGCGUCAGCUCAGGAUCAUCGUCAGGUGGUUUGCUUCAAGCAAUAAAUGAUCCUCUGCAAGCAAUGCAGCAGCUGUCAGCGCAAUCACAAGCAAAUCAGCUCCACCAACAAGCUAUUAUUAAUCAAAUCCAACAAAGUUUACGGGCUACAUCUCCAACCGCAACCUCCACGACGGGACACCAUUUUCUUGGUCCACGUCAGAUGCCAAAAAUACCAACGGGAAUACUGACAAAUCCACUGGAUCGACUUACCAGUGAAAAUAUUUUACCCGAAGGUCAAGUAGACAUGCUUGACAUUCCUGGAAAGGGCAGAUGUUAUGUCUAUAUAGCGCGUUUUAGCUAUGAGCCUUUUCAACACUCGCCUAAUGAAAAUCCUGAAGCUGAGCUUCCAGUUCAAGGUGGUGAUUAUUUAUUAGUUUGGGGACAGCCAGACGAUGAUGGGUUUCUUGACGCUGAAACACUAGAUGGCCGUAGAGGACUCGUACCCGCGAAUUUUGUACAAAAACUCGUUGGUGAUGAUCUCUUGGAAUUCCAUCAAGCUGUGAUGGGACUGCGGGAUGUUGAUGACGCUGCUUCGACGAAUAUUCCACAAUGUUAUCUACAAGACAUUGACCUAGAGUUAGCGGCACUAGAGGAAGGUAACAGAAAUCGUCAAGCAGAACUAUCAGCGUACGCGGAACUAGACAAUAUCGCUGAGGAGGAUGAACAAGAACCGCCAGAAGUGUACCUGUUUUCGGACCUAGUUCCGGCGCCUCAGCACCUCACCCUCGAGCGGCAACUCAACAAGAGCGUGCUGAUUGGAUGGACACCGCCGGACAACCAGAUCCAGUUGGAGUCUUACCACGUCUACGUCGAUGGAGUCCUCAAGGUCACCGUCAAGGCAACCGAGCGGACGAGGGCACUAGUAGAAGGCGUCGACUCAACUCGGCCCCACCGAAUAAGUGUCCGCUCGGUGACACACUCGAGAAGAACAUCACGGGACGCGGCCUGCACUAUGGUAAUUGGAAAGGACGUCGCGAUAGGUCCAACGGCGGUCAAAGCGUCCAAUGUUACCGCGACCAGCGCCGUGAUAUCAUGGCUCCCGAGCAACAGCAAUCAUCAGCACGUAGUGUGUGUCAACAAUGUUGAAGUAAGGACAGUUAAACCAGGUGUUUAUCGUCACACUAUUACGGGACUUGCACCAUCGACAAUUUAUCGUGUCACUGUGAAAGCCAAGAAUCUUCGUGCCACUCACUUUGAGGACCAAAACGCUCAGUCGGCCAAUAAUCUUGCCUGUCACGUACACUUCAAGACUCUCUCCAAGGGUCUGCCAGAUCCUCCGGUCGAUAUCCAGGUGGAGGCUGGACCGCAGGACGGCACUUUGCUAGUGACCUGGCAGCCUGUUGCCCUAAACGGUUCGGCCGUCACCGGCUACGCGGUUUACGCGGACGGCAAGAAGGUCACAGACGUUGACAGUCCAACGGGUGAUCAUGCAUUAGUUGAUAUUCACAAAUUGAUGGGACUUAAUCCCAAGGCUAUCACGGUGAGAACGAAAAGUAGAGAGAGCCAGUCGAGUGAUAGUUGUGCUACGGCGAUACCCUGCAGCGUGUUACGCGGUGGACCGCACAUGCAAUCGGGUAUGGAUCAUUCUGGAGAUCCUCAGCAGCAGGGUUACAUGGGUAUGGGUGGUGGCCGAAUAGGCCAGAGAUUCCCCGGUGCGCCUGUGCCGGCUCACAUGAGACGUCAGGGUGUCACGAGAGUCGAUGCUCACGGUCAGGUUAUUAUUGAGACUGAUGAGAAUCUUUCGGAUAAAGAAAUUUAUCCGGGACAAAGUAUUUCACAAAUGGGCAUUCCGGAGAUCACAAAAGACUCAGCGAGCGAAGCGAAUUACAGUGAAGAAGACGAUCCUACGCGAAGAGGUAGAGGAAUGCAACAGCAUCCUGGACAUCACAGAUACGGCCCUCAAGGAGGACAACAAGGCCCACCAGGCACUCAUAGACCGGUACCUGGUAGAGCAGGCCGCGGUCCUGAUCAAUAUUAUGACCAACAAGGAGCUCAGAGAGGUAGAGGACCAGUUUAUCGAGGUGGCCGAGGCGGCCAAGUCCAAGUUGGCCCUCAUCAUCCUGACGCUCAGCAAAACAAAAGGCCUCGCUGGUUCGUCGCACUCUACGACUACGACCCUCCUACCAUGUCGCCUAAUCCUGACGCUUGUGAAAUCGAACUGCCCUUCUCCGAAGGUGAUACCAUAAAGGUUUACGGUGAUAAAGACGACGACGGCUUUUACUGGGGUGAAUGUCGCGGUAGACGUGGUUUUGUGCCUCACAAUAUGGUAGAAGAAUUAAAAAACCCACCUCCGGGUGCUCAGGGACCAGGACAACCUGGCAGAAGAGGCCAGAAUGACAGGUGGGGUGAUAUAUAUACCAAUAUGCCAGUCAGGAAAAUGAUUGCUCUCUACGACUAUGAUCCACAAGUUCUCUCGCCUAAUGUCGACGCCGAGCAAGUUGAGUUACGUUUUCAAACGGGCAAUGAAAUAUACGUUUACGGUGACAUGGAUGACGACGGUUUUUACAUGGGUGAGCUGGACGGUGUACGUGGUUUAGUACCAAGUAAUUUCCUAGCAGAAGCCGGUCCAAAUAAAGGACAACCUCCACAACCCGGGCGACGACCUCCGGGACAAGGUCAAGGACCCGGUGCUCGGGGACCGCCUCCACCACCCCGAGAACCACCACCUCCAGGACAUCGACGUAAUAAAGAUGCCUGCAUUGUGCCUGUGUCUGUCCCUGUCUGUCACUUAGACUCUAGACAACAACAACCACAACAACAUCAACAACAACAACUACAACAACAACAACAACAUCAACAACAACAACAACAAAACAAUCCACCGCAUCUAGCGUACCAACAAGCGAAUCACCACAGCUACACAACUGUAACAACGUCGAAUCAGCACGGGGGCCAGGGUGUUGGCGUUAUGGCCCAUCAGCAGGGUGCCGUACCGCCUCACCUUCAGCAGCAGGGGAGGGGGAGAGGCGCAGCCAAUCGGGUCGGUGGUAGUAACAUGCCAGGAGGUCUUCAGCAAGCUCAGCAGUUCCAGCAGCAACAGGACUAUCAGCAACAACAUCAGCAACAACAGCAGCAACAGCAGCAGCAGCAGCCUAAUCAGCAAGGAUACAAUCAACAAAACCCCAACUAUCAGCAACAGCAGCAGCAGCCCGGCCCUCAAGGCUACCAGCAGCAAAAUUACCAGCAGCAGCCUCAACAACAGGGCGGUCAGCAGCAGUACCAGCAGAACCAGGGACCUUCUAUGCAAGGACCCCAGUCAAGCAAACCCAUGCGAGGAAUCCCAGCAGUGAUUCCCACGGCCCAGAAGCCUCUUGAUCAGCAGCAGCAACAGCAACAACAGCAGCAGCCAAGCACUGGUCCCAACCUCAUGCAGAAGUUCACUGAAAUGGCGGGUGCCAGUGCCGGUGGUGACAUUUUAUCAAAGGGUAAAGAGCUCAUAUUCAUGAAAUUCGGACUGGGAAAGUGAGUCCAUGUUAAUUUCCAUAAUCAUAAAGUCUCCGUUGUCAUUAUCAUCCUGAUAAUCAAGACGAUGAUGAUGAUGACGGUGAGGAUUUCAUGGAGACACACAGGACGUGAUAAAAUAAGCAAUCGACUGGUCAUUGUGACAAAUGAUGUCUCGUGACAAUGGUUUUAGUACCGUUCCAAAUUUAUAAUCUAUUAUAGUUCGGAACGUUUGAUAAUUUGUUAUCAAGAGUGAGAAGGUCAACGACUUAAUUAAUAACAUAAUAUUAAUAAUAAUUAAUAAUAAAAAUUAAUAACAAUAAUAAUGAUAAUAAGGACAUAUUUAGUCCUACUGUUGAUCUUGGUGUAUUUAUUAAAGAUAAAUAAUAUUUGAGCUAUUAUACAUAUGUUACACUGGUUAUGAUAAAUGCUGCUGUUGAUCUUGCUGCUUCGUGGAUUAUUAAAUACAGUAUUUGUAUUGUUGUAUAUUAUGUAAUACGAUUGUUGUUGCUGUCGAAAGCCGCCGUCACCGAAACCGAGUUAAUCGACAAAAAAUGUUUACCGAGACCCCGGUCUCUGUUUAAUUAGUAAGUCUGAUGAAGACGUUUCGAUAGAGAAAUAGGAUUGUGUAUAACACAAAUAACGGAGCAACUCUGCCGUUGGUUACAUAAACUUGUCAGUACAGCACGUUAUUGUACAUCUAAGAGUAAAUGGAGAACAAGCUCUCACAAUAAUAACUUGAGUAGUUAUUUACUGCUUGAGUACUGACUUGUGUGGAUACUUGAGAGAAGUUGAGUCUUCUUAUUAAGCUCUUUAUUCUUGAUCUUUUGUUACUUUGUUUAUCUCUCUACAUAUGUAACGCUCUUUACCGAGGGCUGAUACCUUUUACGGAGACAAUGACUGUUGGAAUUACGUUGACGAUUAUAUUAGAUAGUUAUUAAAGACGAUGUAAGAUGCUUUAAAGAGAGAAAAAUCGCGCACAAGAAUAAAUUCUACACACGCGAGAGGACGAAGCUGCCACCUAAACUAUUUAAAUUAUAGUAUUUAUCGAGUAGUUAUGAUGAACAGAUUAUUAAAUUAUUGAAUUAACGAUGAUGAUUAUGAUGAUGAUGAUGAUGAUGAUGUGUGAGUUGUAGAUUUUAAAUUAUAGAACGAGUGGACGAGAGGCGGGUGUGCCUUGAAAUGCCUCACCCUUAACACAAAACAAUAAUCAUAUCUCUAAAAAAACUUAUUAUUUAUAAUUUAAUCAUAAUCAAUAAUUAUUUAUUUAAGUGAUCACUAUUAUUAAAUAAUGAUAAUAAUAAUAAUAAUAAUAAUGAUAAGUAUAAAUGAUAUAAAUCAAGGUGGCGAGCGUUCAAACUCACCCUCCUCGACGCACUUAAAUAUUGUUUAUAAAUAUUUUGUUUUUUGUUCAUCGAGGCGGUCCUCUGAUAUAAAUAUAUAUAUAUUAUUUUAUCGAAAAAUAUUAUUAUGUUUAUUAAUUGAGUAAUUAAUAUACUGUGCAACGAUCGUUUUCGCGUUCUCGACUUGUUAAUUUAUAUGUUUAUUAAAUAAUUUAAGCGCUAGAGGUGUAGGCGCAUGGAUUAAUUGGCAAUUAUUAUUGUAUAUGUAUAAAUAUAUAUAUGUUUAAAAAUUUUAAUAGAUAUUAAUUGAUGUUAUUAUAUAUGUAUAUAUAUGUAUGUAUAUAUAGGGGUGGGGUCGGGGGCAAAAUGGGGUACCCCAAAAAUUUUAUAAAAAAAAAAUUUUUUUUUAAUGUUCUUCUAAAUUUCCAAAAUCACUUUUGUAAAUAUAAUUAGCAUUAUUUUGAAUUUCGAGUGUCAGUCGAAAAAUUAAAUGACUUUUGUUUUAUAAUAAAAACUUUAAAAAAUUUUUUUUUCUUCGUAUCCAAUAAUUAUGUAAAAUAUCAUUUUUAUUUAUGUAAAUUACUUAUAAAAAAACUUGAUUUUUUCAAAUUUACUUAAUAUCCAGAAACUUUUUUUUUUCAACAGCAACUGAAAAUUUUUGCUAUUUAUUUUAAAUAUCAUUAAAAAAAAAAACUUAACGUAAUUGAGACCUCGAAAACUUAGUAACCCGUUUUACCCCACCCUCCCACCCUAUAUAUAUAUUAAUUUAAAUCAAGAACGAAAACGAUCGUAAGAAUCCGGAAACGCGUAAAUGCAGUAAUAAAAUUAUACAAUUAUUAUUAUUAUUAUUAAAUAAAAUAAUAUACAUAUUAUAAAUAAUACAUAUACAUAUAUAUAUAUUAUAUUUAACUAUUGCAAAUUGUUGUUACAAACGCUACUUGUAUCGUAUUUUGUACAAAGUAUCCAAUCUUUAUUUUUCUUUCGCCAGAGAAUCAGAGUGUUGAUUAAAAAAAAGAAAAAAAAAUGAAGAGUUACUUUACCAUUUAAAUUAAAUUAAUUCAUUAUAAAUGAUAGCUGGUCUGGUCUGAUUGUUAUUAUUGAUUGAGAGGAUGAGAGCGAGAGUGAUAUCGGUAAAUAAUGAAUAAUAUUGAAUGCUAUAUAAAUAUAUAAAUGAAAAUUCACUCGUUGCAUUUAAAUAAAUUGAAUAUGAGUGAAUAAAAAAAAAAUAUGUUAUAAAUAAGUUAAUUAUUUAAAUAUAAUAACAGUUAGAAAAGAAAUCUAAUCGCGAAUUACGACUGUAAUAGCUCUUGACAAUUCAUCGAUCCCUUAUAUGUAUUUAUUAUAUUAUUAUUAUGAUUAUUAAAAAAAAAAAAUAAAUAAACUAUUAUCGCGUUUUGAUGUUUGCCCAAAAAUUUUAUUUAUCAACAAACGUUAUCAUAUUAUAUAAAUAUAUACAUAAAACAAUAAUUAUAUUAUAAAUAAACUUAAAUAAAAUAAAAUAAAUGAUGAUGAUGAUGACGAAUGAAUUUAAGUAUUAAUUUUUCUUUAUUAAUUAAUUAUAAUCAACGUUACGUUGUACGUGCCAUUGAAAUAUAUAGCGAUAUAUAUAAAUUUAAAUUAUAAAGUUAAUUUUAAAAAAUUUAGGAAAACAAAUUUUAAGAGAAUACUGACGGACUAUUAUAAUAAUAAUUAUAAUUAUUAUCAUUAUUAUUAUUAUGUAUAAAUAAGAUACGUUCUCUUCUAGUGAUUGAGUUUAAUUAAGUACUCAAUUUUGAAAACUAUUGUCCAAAGAGACUGACAGGUAGUAAAAAAAAAAAUGAAUAGUUAAUUAAAAUAAAAUGAUCGAGCCGAGCCUGGAGUGAAAAUAAAUAAUUUCUACACCUGGUCAUAUAAAUUUUUCACUGUAUGUGAAAAAUAAAUAAAUAAUGGAACAAUUAAUUAUUAAGGUGGCUAUGAUAGUCUAGUAUAUAUUUAAUUGUUGCAUUAAAUAUCAAGAAUAAUAAUAAUAAUAGUCAAAAUAAUAAUAAUAAAUUUAUUAAAAAAUAUGCAAACGCUUGAUCUUUUGAAUGAAAAAUUCUAUAAUAAUUAUUUCAGAUGUAAAACUAUAAAACUUGAUAUUUAUAAUUUUUAUGCAUAAAUUAUCAUAGCAGCCUCGGCUACAUAUCAAAUAAAACGCGUAAAGAUAAAUAAAAUAAUAAUGAUAAUACAAUGAUGAUGAAUAAAUACAUGAGAAAGUGAGAGUGAAAAAGUGAGGGAGAGAUCAUAGCGUAAAUAAAUAAUAAUUAUAGUCUAUUCAAAAUCAUCCUCUCCGAUUUUCUUGGUGCUAGAAAAAUAAAUUAUUAUUAUUAUUAUCAUUAUUUUAUUUUAUUUGAUGUUUUUAGUGUUGAUACUACGUAUGAAUUGGCUUAGAUUAUUGCACUGCUUUUUAUUAAAAGUAUGAGGGGUGAGGCAUUAACGUAUGCAUCUUCAUUCUCAUUAGAUUUGUAUUUAUAACAUUGAAUGCAAACACUCGAAUAGUCUAUUAGAAAAAAAAAAUAAUAAUAAUAAUAAUAAAAAGGUAAAAGUCAUAACCAAAUGAAUGAAUUAAUAAAACUAGCUGUUAUUUAAAUGGAAUCCGACAUUCAUCUUAUUAGGAAUUACGUUAGACAAUAAUAAUCUAACAGUUAUACGACUCGUGCAAAAAACAAUAAAUAUAAUUUUCAAUUUUUUCGAUAAAAUUUAAAUAAACAAUUAAUUUAUUAUUAAAAAAAAAUUAUUCGUACAUUUUUGUCCUCUUUGUCAGUUGAUAAUUGAACGCUACUGCUCUACUCUUAAAAAAAAAAUUUCAAAGUAUAUAUAUUACAAAAAAAAAAAUAAAUAAAAAUUAAAUCAUGUUUUCUCUUUGCUCGUUGAUCACCAAUAAUUGUUGUUGUUGUUAUUGUUACGCGUACUACGUACCUAUGGCAGAGUUAUUAAAAAAAAAAAAAAUGAAAAAAAAGUCUGUUGAUGCUAAUUACUAAACAUUAACUGUGAAUUAACUGAACAAAAAAUGAUACGUAUGCUAAGUGUAAUAUGAGUUAAAAUUUUUGUAAAUCCUUUAUUUUAAAAUUCCUUAAAUUGAUAAAUUUAUCAAACUUGUAAAAUUAUUUAUUUAUUUAAUUAUAAUCUUAAUGUAUAUUCUCCGCGCAUAAGACUCUUUGAUUAUUAAAAAAAAAAAUAAUAAUAAUAAUAAACAAAUAAUAAGAUGUCUGUAUUAAAUCCUGAUCCUUUUGUCGCUGAAUUUUUAAUUACUAGUUUUAAAAAAAUGAAUGCUUCUAUUAAUUAAUUAAUUAAUUAAUUAAUUGAAAUAUUUUUAUUCAAUCAUGAGUAAGAGAUAAAACAGAAGCCGUAAUUUCAUCUUUCGUAUUGACACUAAAAACUUAACGAUCAACGCAAAAAGACGAUGAGUGAUAAAAAAAUUAAAUUAUUUGAAUGGACGUAGUGCAGUCGAUAUAUUUACAUAUAAAUAUCAAUUAUAAAUAUAAACUACAUUACGUAAUCAUGCAUCUUUUAAUACAUGUAUAUGCGUCGAUUUAUGCCAAAUUACCCAACAAAAUAUUGAUAUAUAUGUAUAAAUAAUAAUAAUAAUAGUUAUAUAAAUAAUGGAAAAAUAACAUGAAUGCAAAUUGCCAGGCUAAAAUCUCUUAAAUUUUACGUUUCCUUUUUCUAUGACCCGCGUGUGAUUAAAUGAAUUCAUUUCCGGUUGAUUUUAUUAAAAAGUUAAAUAAUUAAACUUAGGGAGAGGAUGAUGAAGCGAGAGAAUGAGAGUGUGAAAGUAUAAAAAUAAUAAAUAAAAUGUUAUUAUAAAAAAAAAAGUAAUUAAUAAAAAAAAACGAAUUUUGUUUCUUGUUA